AUGCCGGCCGGGGCUGGAGGCUGGAGGCUGGAGGCUGGGACUAGGGGCUGCGGGAUGAGGGCGGGGGAGGCCGUCCGACCCCGGGAGCCUGCUGCGGGCCCGCUGGGCCGAGGAGGCAACACUGCUUUAAAACGGCAUUUGUGUGAGCUGUACCGCCGGGAGAACUCAGAGCCCGCCCCGCCCCGGCCUCGCCCGGCCCCCGUCCAAUCCGCGUCCAGCCUCGCCCGGCCCCACCCGGCCGUCGUCCAAUCCGCGUCCAGCCUCCCCCCCGGCCCCACCAAGGCCAAGCCCGGCUCCACCCGGUCGCCGUCCAAUCCGCGUCCAGCCUCUCCCGGCCCCACCCAGGCCUCGCCCGGCCCCCGUCCAAUCCACGUCCAGCCUUGCCCGACCCCACCAAGACCAAGCCCGGCCCCACCCGGCCUUCGUCCAAUCCGCGUCCAGCCUCGCCCGGCCCCACCCGGCCUUCGUCCAACCCGCGUCCAGCCUCCCCCAGCCCCACCAAGGCCAUGCCCGGUUCCACCCGGCCGCCGUCCAAUCAGCGUCCAGCCUCGCUGGGUCCCCCACCAAGGCCAAGCCCGGGUCCACCCGGCCGCCGUCCAAUCCUCACUCGCCCGGCCCCACCCAGGCCUCGCCCGGCCCCCAUCCAAUCCGCAUCCAGCCUCGCCCGGCCCCACCAAGGCCAAGCCCGGCCCCAGUCUAAUCCGCGUCCAGCCUCGCCCGGCACCACCCGGCCCCCGUCUAAUCCGCAUCCAGCCUCUCUCGGCCCCACCAAGGCCAAGCCCGACUCCACCCGGCUGCCGUCCAAUCCUCAUCAGACUCGCCCGACCCCAGCCGGCCCCCAUCCAAUCCGCGUCCCCCCCCCCCAGCCCCACCAAGGCCAAGCCCGGCUCCACCCGGCCGCCGUCCAAUCCGCAUCCAGCCUCACCCGGCCCCACCCAGGCCUCUCCCGGCCCUCGUCCAAUCCGCGUCCAGCCUCUCCCGGCCCCCGUCCAAUCUGCGUCCAGCCUCGCCCGGCCCCACCCAGGCCAAGCCCAGCUCCACCCGGCCGCCGUCCAAUCCUCAUUCAGCCUCUCCCGGCCCUACCCAAGCCUUGCCCGGCCCCCGUGCAAUCUGCGUCCAGCCUUGCCCCAUCCCACCAAGGCCAAGGCCGGCUCCACCCGGCCUUUGUCCAAUCCUCGUCAGACUCGCCCGGCCCCACCCAGGCCUCGCCCGGCCCCCAUCCAAUCCGCAUCCAGCCUCGCCCGGCCCCACCAAGGCCAAGCCCGGCCCCCGUCUAAUCCGCGUCCAGCCUCGCCUGGCCCCACCCAGCCCCCGUCCAAUCCGCGUCCAACCUCUCUCGGCCCCACCAAGGCCAAGCCCGACUCCACCCGGCUGCCAUCCAAUCCUCAUCAGACUCGCCCGACCCCACCCAGCCUCCGUCCAAUCCGCAUCCAGCCACCCCCGACCCCACCCAGGCCAUGCACGGUUCCACCCGGCCGCCAUCCAAUCCACGUCCAGCCUCGCCUGGCCCCACCCGGCCUUCAUCCAAUCCGUGUCCAGCCUCCCCCGGCCCCACCAAGGCCAUGCCCGGUUCCACCCGGCCGCCGUCCAAUCCGCGUCCAGCCUCGCCCUGCCCCACCAAGGCCAAGCCCGGCUCCACCCGGCUGCCGUCCAAUCCUCGUCAGACUCGCCCGACCCCACCCGGCCCCCGUCCAAUCCGCGUCCAGCCUCUCCCGGCCCCACCCUGGCGGCUCGGCAGGACUGGGUCGUGAGACCCGCAGGGGGGCGGGGGAUGAGGAAACGCUGGACGCUUCUGCAAGAGAAAUAACUCAACCCAUCCCUGGACCUGAUUAA
This is a messenger RNA of Tachyglossus aculeatus (Australian echidna), 1833 nucleotides long. RefSeq names its product basic proline-rich protein-like. Bases 1 to 1833 code for a protein of 610 amino acids. Lineage: Eukaryota; Metazoa; Chordata; Mammalia; Monotremata; Tachyglossidae. The transcript is spliced from 3 exons. The record is from RefSeq and is a predicted model, not a curated record.